Messenger RNA from Ascoidea rubescens DSM 1968, 330 nucleotides. RefSeq lists its product as uncharacterized. NCBI's taxonomy places the organism in Eukaryota, Fungi, Ascomycota, Saccharomycetes, Ascoideales, Ascoideaceae. The transcript has a single exon. The record is from RefSeq and is a predicted model, not a curated record. Bases 1 to 330 code for a protein of 109 amino acids.
AUGAGAAGUAAGAACACAACUUCUCAUUCAAUUAAAAGACAAAAACAAAUUGAUUAUUACAAUAAUAUUCAUAAUAAUAAUAAUAAUAAUAAUAAUAAUAAUAAUAAUAAUAAUAAUAAUAAUAAUAAUAAUAAUAAUGUUUGUAAUGAUUCAAAUGAUUCUAACCCUGCUUCAAUUCAAAAAAAGAUUAUUCAAUCACAAAAACAAAAACCAACUGAUAAUACAGAUAUUGACAAAAUAAAGAAAAAAUUAUCUUUAAAUGAUCAAAUGAAUCAAAACAUUUUCAAAGAUAUAAAAUACAUUAAAUUGGAUUCUUUGAUUCAUGAUUAA